Messenger RNA from Drosophila virilis, 1547 nucleotides. Its product is annotated as probable cytosolic Fe-S cluster assembly factor GJ13047. Lineage: Eukaryota; Metazoa; Arthropoda; Insecta; Diptera; Drosophilidae. The record is from RefSeq and is a predicted model, not a curated record. Gene Ontology annotation, cellular component: cytosolic [4Fe-4S] assembly targeting complex. Gene Ontology annotation, biological process: iron-sulfur cluster assembly.
UUAUUAUUGCACGGCAUCUGAUUUGCCAUUCGCAUGUUAACGCGAAAACAUAUGAUUUGACAUAUAUUGCGUUAUCUUAAAUAAACUUAAAUCAGAAGAUUCACACCAUGUCGCGAUUUAGCGGAGCGCUGCAACUUACCGACCUGGACGACUUUAUAACUCCUUCACAGGAAUGCAUAAAGCCCGUUAUGAUUGAUAAGACCAAAUCAAAAACUGGAGCUAAAAUUACGGUUCAAGCAGAUGGGUACUACGAGCAAUCAGAGAGCGGCAAGCAAAAGCUUCAAAAGGUUGAAAUCACACUACAAGAUUGCCUGGCCUGUUCCGGCUGCAUAACUUCCGCGGAGGGCGUGCUCAUUACGCAGCAAAGUCAGGAGGAGUUGCUGAAAGUACUUCGAGAAAAUCAAACGUUAAAGGCAUCCGGUGACAAUGAUCAGGUCCGGACAAUCGUAUUUACAAUUUCUGUUCAACCGCUGCUGAGUCUGGCGCAUCGCUAUGACCUCGGCGUUGAGGAGGCGAGUCGUUAUUUGGCCGGUUAUCUGCGGCAACUGGGCGCUGAUUAUGUGCUCUGCACAAAAAUUGCCGAUGAUUUGGCGCUUCUCGAGUGCCGACAAGAGUUUGUAGAGCGCUUCCGCGACAACGCCGAACUCAGCAUGUUGAGCUCAUCGUGCCCUGGUUGGGUUUGCUAUGCAGAAAAGACACAUGGAAACUUUAUAUUGCCACAUAUAGCCACAACGCGAUCGCCACAACAAAUUAUGGGCGUGCUGGUUAAACAGUUACUGGCCGAAAAGCUGGGUGUGCCCGGCUCGCGUAUCUACCAUGCCACAAUCAUGCCCUGCUACGACAAGAAGCUGGAGGCGUCACGCGAGGAUUUCUACAGUGAAGUCAAUGGCUCUAGGGAUGUGGAUUGUGUGAUUACCUCGAUUGAAGUGGAGCAAAUGCUGCAAGCAGAGGAACAAACGCUACAGCAAUUCGAGCCCUCAGACAUAGACUGGCCCUGGACGGAUCAACAACCCGAGUUUCCGGUGUGGGCACACGAGGCUACCAUGUCCGGCGGCUAUGCGGAACAUAUUUUCAAAUAUGCCGCCAAAGAGCUGUUCAGCGAGGAAACGCCCAACGAGCUGCAAUUCAAGGCGCUGCGCAAUCGCGACUUUAGUGAAAUAAGCUUGGAAAAAGAUGGCAAAACCGUUCUUAAGUUUGCCAUUGCCAAUGGCUUUCGUAAUAUACAAAAUCUGGUGCAGAAGCUAAAGCGUGGCAAGGGACCAGGCUAUCACUUUGUCGAAGUCAUGGCCUGCCCUUCCGGUUGCAUAAAUGGUGGCGCACAGGUGCGCCCAACUACAGGCCAGCAUGUGCGGGAGUUAACCCAACAAUUGGAAGAACUCUAUAAGCAGCUGCCUCGCUCCAAUCCGGAUAAUUCCUAUACCAAACAAAUUUAUACAGAUUUUCUGGACGGCGCACAUACGGAUAAAUCAUUAGAGCUUCUGCAUACCAGUUAUCAUGCUGUAGAAAAACUAAACACGGCCCUAAAUAUUAAAUGGUGAAGCAGCUUG